AUUCACCAAUAGCUAAUGUCUGGAGGCUGUUAGGUGGAGCCUCCCACCCCAAACUUUUGAAUAAAAGGGUUGGUUCUAGAUUUAAGGAGUAAAUAGAGAAAUAUUUGAAAUAUGGGGGAGUGGUUUAGGUUCCUGUAGGGUGAAUUUGUGGAGUGAAAAAUUGGGUUGAAGUGACAGUGAAGAGGAAUAAGGGAAAAAAACAAGGAAAACCCUUGUUUAUUAACUGCUGUGUAAUAUGGCACGGUAAUAUUGCUGUGCGGUACUGGCCUGUAUUUUGUCAACCAUCUCUGAUUUCUAGGGUCAAAAAAAUGAUUGUCAUAGAAUUCUGGGAUUUGGUGUUUUUCUAUAGGUGGAACGAAUACUCCUUCAUCAAGCCUCCACUCCCACCCUGGUAAAUUUCUGUGGUCUCUUUUACAAAUGUGUGAAUGAGUGAUUGGCUUUGGUCUUCUUAGUGGUGGUGGUGGUCUCUUGGGAGACAGGAGGAAUACUGACUCAUUUCUGUAUUUCUCAGCUCUUAGCCACGUGACAACUAAUUCUGAGCAAUAGUUACUUAACCUCCCCAAGUUGCAAUAUGCAUCUUUACUUGCAAAACGGGAAUCACCGUGUCUUUCACAGGGUGGUUGUUAGGUGAAAGCAGAAAGCACAAAAACAGUGCUUGACAUAGUGCCAGGCACGCACAGUAGCUAAAAAAUGAUACUUGUGAGUUUUAAACAGCUACCCUGGGCCAGCGCUUUCUGCCAAGUGCAGGCAAGGAUCGCUCUGUUCAUCAGACACGAAGAAGUCAAACCUUCUGAUCUGGAGUUGGAUCAGUCUUGGAGUCUAAAAUUCAACUCAACCACGCCCCCCAAUCCGCAGCAGGCCACGACCCUGCGCGGCCUUUGCAAGACUACAAGUCCCAGCAUGCCGCGCCCGGAGUCCCGGCAGCCCCGCCCCUUCCGGGGGCCGGAAGGUGGGCGUGGCUCUAGGCCCAGCCUCCUCGCGUUUCCUGGGCGCGCGAUGGAGAGCGGGUGCUGGUUCGGCGGCGAGUUCGAGGACUCGGUAUUCGAGGAGAGGCCCGAGCGGCGUUCUGGGCCGCCUGCGUCCUACUGCGCCAAGCGCUGCGAGCCGCAGUGGUUUUAUGAAGAAACAGAAAGCAAUGAUGAUGUUGAAGUGCUAACCAUCAAGAAGUUCAAAGGGGACCUGGCCUACAGACGACAAGAGUAUCAGAAAGCGCUGCAGGAGUAUUCCAGUAUCUCUGAAAAGUUGUCAUCUGCCAAUUUUGCCAUGAAAAGAGAUGUUCAGGAAAGCCAAGCUCGGUGUCUGGCUCACCUGGGAAGGCACGUGGAAGCCUUGGAGAUUGCUACAAACUUGGAAAAUAAAGCAACGAACAUAGACCAUUUAACAACUGUGCUCUACCUCCAGUUUGCCAUUUGUUCAAGUUUGCAGAACUUGGAGAAAACAAUUUUUUGCCUGCAGAAACUGAUUUCUUUGCAUCCUUUUAAUCCUUGGAACUGGGGCAAAUUGGCAGAGGCUUACCUGAAUCUGGGGCCAGCUCUUUCAGUGGUGGUUGCGUCAUCUCAGAAACAGAGCAGUUUUACCUCAAGUGACAAAAUUAUCAAAUCCUGCUUUCCAGGCUCAGGAAAAGACUGCCUGUUGUGUUUCUCUGAAACCUUGCCUGAGGGCUUGACUUUCUCUAUGGACAAAAGUAGCAGUAAUAGCCAGAAAAAUGAGAAAGCUCUUAAAAAUAUCCAAGACUGUAUGGCAAAAAAGAGAGAAGCUGUGUUGCUGGAGAUGCAGAUGAAAGCAUGUGCCUCUUUCAUACGAACCAGGCUUUUGCUUCAGCUUACCCAACCUCAGCAGACAUCGUUUGCUUUAGAGAGGAACUUACGAACUCAGCGGGAAAUUGAAGAUAAAAUGAAAGGCUUCGGCUUCAAAGAAGACACUUUGCUGUUGAUAGCUGAGGUUAUGGGAGAAGAUAUCAUCCCAGAAAAAAUAAAAGAUGAAGUUCAGUCAGAGGUAAAGUGUGUUGGCUCAGCAGCCCUGACUGCCUUGGUGACCACAUCCUCCAAAGAAUUUGAAGACAAGUGGUUCAGAAAGAUCAAAGACCAUUUCUGUCCCUUUGAAAAUCAAUUCCAUGCAGAGAUACAAAUCUUGGCUUAGCAGUCCAUUGAAAAACAAAACAGAAAACAUUUUGCCCAGUAUUAAUUGUCUUUGUUUACUUCAGACAAGGAUCCAUUGCUAAUCAUGGAAUAUAGAGAAUUAAAAAUGAUUAUUUAUGUUUUAUA
Nycticebus coucang (slow loris) is the source of this 2264-nucleotide messenger RNA. RefSeq names its product chromosome 13 C8orf76 homolog (gene C13H8orf76). The transcript is spliced from 6 exons. The record is from RefSeq and is a predicted model, not a curated record. The coding region runs from base 691 to 2139 and encodes 482 amino acids. Lineage: Eukaryota; Metazoa; Chordata; Mammalia; Primates; Lorisidae. Gene Ontology annotation, molecular function: protein binding.